This is a messenger RNA of Anopheles gambiae (African malaria mosquito), 2618 nucleotides long. RefSeq names its product phospholipase B1, membrane-associated. The record is from RefSeq and is a predicted model, not a curated record. Gene Ontology annotation, biological process: phospholipid metabolic process. The transcript is spliced from 6 exons. Gene Ontology annotation, molecular function: glycerophospholipase activity. Lineage: Eukaryota; Metazoa; Arthropoda; Insecta; Diptera; Culicidae. Bases 875 to 2149 code for a protein of 424 amino acids.
ACACGAUUCACCAUUCCCCCAACCUUCACCUUAGGCACCAGUUCAACUGUGCAGCGCAUCAUAAAAACAAACAAAGCAUUUGCCCCGGAAGGUCACACCAGAAAUACAUUGUCAAACAAACGCAAGCUUGACACUUUGCAUGAUUUUAUGCGUACAGAGCAAAGUGACACACUCAAUGCCCACCUUACCACGGUUAGAGGUCAAUCUCGUUAGAGAAAUACGGAUCAAGUAGUAGAUCUUGAAACAAAACCCGAAAGUGCACCGGUUUAUUGAAAACUGUUCCACCGAAACCGUACACCGAUCGGGUUUUUAUUUGAUUUUGUUGUUUCUUGUUCCUUUUUUGCAUACAAGGCGGGUUCAAUGUUGUGUCUAGCUUGGUUAGGUUGAUUGUUUUUCCUUCUCUAUGGCUUCAAGCGUGGGAGUGUGUGUUUGUGUGAACAUUGAGUGGUGAAAAAUGCAACGAACAGCUCGUCACGAUCCAUUGCCUCACGCGCGGCACACGCGAGCUGCAAAGCCAAACUACCUUGUGCGAAAAAAAAAGGGAAGCUGUGGUGGGUAGAAGAGAUCGAUCUGGAGCUUACGAUUGCUGGACGGCUCAAGAGUGAUCAGUAGCACUGGAAGCUUGGUGCUGAUCACUACCCACAAUAGUGCGAAUAGUUUCGGUGUUCGGUGUUCUUUUUUUUUUUUGGAACGGAGGCGGAACCCUUUAAUGGGGUGAAGUGUUGACUUAUUAGCCAGAAUGCAUUACUGGUUUUGCCGUUACAAAUAGUUUAAAUGUGCGUGUGUUUGAAACCAGAUUGAAAGCAUAAGAGCGAUUCUUAUACACAGCUUAGUGAGAUGUUUCAUGUGAGCUAUCGGGGUACAGUGACACGAAAUGAUUCUGCGAUGUUCGUUGGCGUGCCUGCUAGUGCUUUACCUCCUACCGGCGACGUAUGGUGGCCGGACGACGAUCCGGCAAACUCGUCACGUUGACGUUACCGACCAGCGGACACUGCUGGACAGUGCCGGGAUGCGGCCGAUGUUUCACUUUCUGCGCACGUGGAUAUUCAACAUCGUGGGACGGACGGGACAGCGCACGAGCGGGUCCUUUCUGCAGCAGCGCAUUCCGCCCGAGGUGCCAUUUCCGUGCAACGUCACGCUGGGCCGCAGUGCCAAGGUGCCGACGAGUGUACAUAAGCUAAGGCCAGGAGACAUCAACGUCAUUGCAGCCAUGGGCGACUCGCUGACCGCUGCCACCGGUGCAGCCGCGUCCGGCUUCAUCGAUCUGUACCAGGAAAAUCGUGGCCUUGCGUGGAGCAUCGGUGGCCAGUGGGACUGGCGCAACGUCACUACCCUGCCGAACAUACUGAAGGUGUUUAACCCGAAGCUCGUCGGCUACUCGCUCGGCGAUGCGUACCCGUUCCAUCGGGACUCCCAGUUCAACAUGGCCGAGAUUGGGGCCGUUUCGUACGACAUCCCGUACAUGGCGCGUGCGAUGGUGCAGCGCAUACGGCGGGACCCGCGCGUCGACUGGAAGCGCGACUGGAAGCUGGUCACGAUAGCGAUCGGUGGCAACGACAUCUGCUCGUUCGUGUGCACGAUGCGCUACCCGGAGCAGCUGCCGGCAAAGCACCGGUUGCGGCUCCAGCGCACGCUGCGCUAUCUGCGCGACAGCAUGCCCCGCACGUUCGUCAACCUGGUGUCGGUGCCGAGCGUGGCGAAGGUGGUGAUGCUGCAGCGCAAACCGUUCGCCUGCGAGUCACUGCACCACGGCGAGUGCUCCUGCUGGAUCGGGAAGCUGUACAAUCAGAGCGAAGCGUCCCGGGACCGCUGGGCAAGGAUACAGGACGAGUACAUCCGGGUGGAGAAGGAGGUGGCCGAGUCACGGGAGUUCCGAGGGCUGGACGAGUUUGCGGUCGUCUAUCAACCAUGGUCGCUGAACGUGACGAUGAAAAUGAAUGGCAAGGACAUUGAUUACUCGCUUCUCUCGUAUGAUUGUUUUCAUAUGAGCCAGAAAGGAAAUGCCUUCGCCGGCACUGCGUUGUGGAACAACAUGCUCGAGCCCGUGGGGAAGAAAACUCCCAACUGGCGGCCCCUCUUGAAAAACUUCAAAUGCCCCACCAAAGAGUCGCCUUACCUAAUCACGUACGAUAACAGUGGCCACAGCUAGCGGCCACUACGGGGAAAGCAGGAUUCUACGCUAGAGGGCGCUGGAGAACCUAGCAAGGCGGAUGUGAAUAUGUGUGUUUCUGUGUGUGCCAGCGAGUCAAAUCGAAACGUUGUGAUGCUUAAUUUAUUCUCUUCUUUACGUGUAAAGCCCAAACCAAUCCUUGUGCGUACCGGAGGCAGCGUGCGUUUUUAGUGUUUAUAGUGUCGGUGUUAGUAGCGAAUGGUCUUAAAGUCCUUUCUUGCCAGAGGAUAGAACCAGUGCGAUCUCUUCAGCAAUCGAUUUCAGUGCAGUUUAGUAGCGAAUUAUUAAUAAUUGUAGGAUCAGGUUCCAUGAAGCGAUCUUCAGUGCAAGAAGCACAGCACAAAUAAAUGGUGCAAUAAAAUCGAAACCAUGUCAGUAGUACACGGUGUAAGAAAACAAUAAAAACCCAAAAUAAAAUGAAAACAAAUUGUUCAAUCAAACAGAUUCA